Messenger RNA from Puntigrus tetrazona (Sumatra barb), 6174 nucleotides. It is a transcript of the gene grk4, whose product is annotated as G protein-coupled receptor kinase 4. Bases 249 to 1970 code for a protein of 573 amino acids. The transcript has 16 exons. Gene Ontology annotation, biological process: signal transduction; protein phosphorylation; regulation of signal transduction. Gene Ontology annotation, molecular function: G protein-coupled receptor kinase activity; ATP binding. NCBI's taxonomy places the organism in Eukaryota, Metazoa, Chordata, Actinopteri, Cypriniformes, Cyprinidae. Gene Ontology annotation, cellular component: cytoplasm. The record is from RefSeq and is a predicted model, not a curated record.
GAAUGCUAACAAGGGGGAGAGAGAGAGAGUACAUGUCCACUGCGAGCGGAAAGGUGGGGGGUUCAACAGCGAGAUAUGGAGAAAUACAAUUAACCUGCAAUGUGCCAACGCCAAAUUCACGCCGAUCACAACCAUCCUCACCACCGAUCAUCAUCCUCAUCCUCACCGUCACCAACAGCGCGAGCGUCCUCGUCUUUUUUUCUCCUAAGUGAAAUGUAUCGGGACUGCAUGGGAUCUUUUUUCUGACAAUGGAGAUUGAGAAUAUCGUGGCCAACACCGUGCUGCUGAAGGCGAGGGAAGGAGGAGGAGGGAAACGGAACGGGCGGAGCAAGAAAUGGAAGGAGAUGCUCAAACUGCCUCAUAUCACCUUCUGUGAGGAACUCAGACGCACUAUCGAGAGGGAUUACACUAGCCUUUGUGAGAAGCAACCGAUUGGUCGUCAGUUGUUUCGGCAGUUCUGUGACACGCAGCCCAAAUUACGGCGGUGCAUAGAGUUCCUGGAUGCUGUGGCAAUGUAUCAGGUGGCUCCGGAUGAGAAGAGGAGAGACGUCGGUUUAAAUAUUUUAGACACAUAUUUUAAUAAUGGGUCGGCAGCUCAUCUACCAGAGAUCGCUCAGGAUGUGGUUGGGGAAUGCAGGCAGAAACUGGAACAGAGUCCCUGUAAAGAGCUCUUCCAGGAGUGUACCAGGAUAGUUCGUGAAUAUUUAAGUGGAGAGCCAUUCUCAGCAUAUCAAGAGACAAUGUACUUUUCCCGUUUUCUUCAGUGGAAGUGGUUGGAGAGGCAACCAGUUACCAAAAACACUUUCAGACACUACAGGGUAUUAGGCAAGGGCGGAUUUGGUGAGGUUUGCGCCUGCCAGGUUCGUGCCACUGGUAAGAUGUACGCCUGUAAAAAGCUGGAGAAGAAACGGGUGAAGAAAAGAAAAGGUGAAGCAAUGGCAUUAAAUGAAAAACGCAUUUUAGAAAAAGUUAACAGUAGUUUUGUAGUCAGUUUGGCAUAUGCAUAUGAGACUAAAGACGCUCUAUGUUUGGUGUUGACUAUAAUGAACGGUGGUGACCUGAAGUUUCAUAUCUAUAACAUGGGAAACUCUGGCUUUGAUGAACAGCGUGCCAUCUUUUAUGCAGCAGAGAUCUGCUGUGGCUUAGAGGACCUUCAUCGAGAGAGGAUCGUCUACAGAGACUUGAAGCCUGAGAAUAUUCUCCUUGAUGACCGCGGGCACAUCCGUAUUUCUGAUUUGGGACUGGCCGUCCAAAUACCAGAGGGUGAGACGAUACGAGGGCGAGUUGGCACGGUGGGAUACAUGGCGCCGGAGGUCAUUCAGAACGAGAGUUACACCUUCAGUCCUGACUGGUGGGGUUUGGGCUGCCUGAUAUACGAAAUGAUUCAGGGUCAGUCUCCCUUCCGACGCCGCAAAGAGCGCGUGAAGCGAGAGGAGGUGGACCGCCGUGUAUGCGAGGACCAGGAGGAGUACACUGAGAAGUUCUCUGAAGAUGCUAAAGAUAUCUGCCGACAGUUGUUAUGUAAAGAUCCAAAGGAGCGUUUGGGUUGUCGAGGUUGUGGAGCGGCUGAAGUCAAACUGCAUCCUAUUUUCCGAAACAUCAACUUCAAGCGAUUGGAGGCCAACAUGCUAGACCCUCCAUUCUGUCCUGAUCCACGCGCUGUGUAUUGCAAGGAUGUUCUGGACAUAGAGCAGUUUUCUACAGUAAAAGGUGUAAACCUGGACCCUACUGAUGAUGACUUCUACCACAAGUUUGUAACAGGAAGUGUCUCCAUCCCAUGGCAAAAUGAGAUGAUUGAGAUGGAGUGCUUUAAAGAGAUUAAUGUGUUCGAGAUGGAUGGAGCACUGUGUUCUGAUCUGGAUGUGAACAAGCCAAAUCCAGCUCCCAAGCGAGGAUUCUUCUACCGUUUAUUCCGCCGAGAGGCAAGUGCUAGCGUGCCGCCCGCCGCUGUCAGAGGGGGUGGGGCUUGAGGUUUGUUUUAGGAGUGCCAACAGUGAGGAGGAGGAGCCAUCUUGACUUAAAACCACUCCCACUUCCCAUCAGCUGCCAAUCAGAAUGCUAAACGUAUGAAUGUUCAACUGUAUUUAUGAACUGUAUUAAACUGUAUCAUAAUUAAAGAAAAGGGUAUGAGUUUAAAGAAUUUUGUACAUUUGUACUUGAAUUAUGUGUAGAUGUAUAUUUUCACUAAAGGUUGUAUUGUACAAAAAGCCAUAGAAAUACCACUUGAAUGCAUAUAUAAUGUUUUUAUUGUUAUUAUUUUUCAUCUGUACUGAAUAUGAAAUGUGUAUUUCUUUUUAAGCACAAUAUAAACACUCACUUUUAUUUUUUAACGCUAACCUCCUGUUAGCACUGCCUUUGUUUGUAUGUUAGAUUGUUUGGCUGAACAGAUUUGGUGCACUUGUUUUGUACAGUGGGGGGAGAUAAAUGAACAUAAAGAAAGGAGUUUAAAUGACCUAUUCAUCAUUAUUAAUUCUAGUGGUCAGCCAAAACGGGUUGAUGGCUGAUGUUCAAAUGCUUAAAAACUGUAUAGCCUACAUGUACAGUGGGGUCCAAAAGUCUGACAACACUAAGCAAAAUGCUUCCGCUUCGUGAAUUUCUAAUUCAGUGCAAUUUUUAAAAGCAAAUGAUAUGAUCAGCAUAACAAUCCGAGUUAAUGCUGAAUUGAAAACGAACAAUAUUAGAAUCUCUUAGUAUUUGUUCUGUCUGUCAAACCAAUUUUGCUCAUUUAGCUAGUAAACUACACACAAAAUGGCAUAGAAACUAUUUUUAUUCAGAAAUUGCACUUCAGUUUUUUUGAGUAUUCGAAAAAUAAUUUUUACGUUGUAGAGAUCUGACAUGCUUCAUGUUCAUUUUUCUGUUUUUACUCUUCUAAAGCAUUCUGUUUAUUUCUAGUUUUAAAUUGCCAUGUAGAAUCCUACGUUUUCAGUGUAGCCUCAGACUUAUGAACUCCACUGUAUAAUUCACAUUUUUAAAACAGAAAAUGUCUUUUGAAAAAAGCUGUUGGUGUAUUGUUGUACUGAUACAAGGAAGCGUUAACACUUACAGUGCUGAUCAUGGGAGUGUCAGUAGCGAGUGCCAAUAGCCUCAAAAUGACCAAAUGUUAAACAAAUGAAUUUAGCCUCAUUGAUAUAUCAGUCUAUUACUAGUCAUGACCAUUCACCCAUAGCUUCCAUGCAGUUCAUGCAGCUGUUACGAAGUGCAUGAAACAAGUAAUUCCUACAUCUUUGAUAUCUGUUCAUUAGAUGACUAAUAACUAUUUUGGUCAUGUGCAUAAACAAGACAAAAACACAUUUGUUCCAAUUUUGAAACUUCUGUAUAUGUUAAAUACUGUCAUAUCGAUGACAGGGAAACAAUCGGACAUAUUGCGCAAUUGCCCAACAGUUUACAGUGGCUAAUACUAACUCUGAUAUCUAGAGAGCAGGAUGGCUGAUGUAAUGCUGAUAUAUACGUAAAUAGUUCAUUUAAAGGAAUAAAUCACCCAAAAAAGUUUAAUUUGGUCACCCUCAUCCAGUUCACCCAAGAUGUAGCUCUUAAUCAGAACAGGUUUGAUAAAAUGUAGCAUUCUAUUACUUGCUUACAAAUGGAUCCUUUGCAGUGAAUGGGUGCCGUCAGACUGACAGCUAGCAGUCCUAACAGCUGAUGAAAACAUCACAAUAAUCAAGUGAAAAAGAUGUAAAAAAGAUUUCAACAAAAAAAAAAAAAAAAAAAAAAAAUAUAUAUAUAUAUAUAUAUAUAUAUAUAUUAUAUUGUAAGAGAGAAAUAUGCACAGAUUAAGCACCAUUUAAGAGUAAAAAAAUAAAUGACAGGACAACCGAGAAUGAGCAAUUUUACUAGAGGAAUUAUUAUUUUAUUAAGUGUUAAAGUAUUAAUAAUAAAGAAAAAAAUGUUUAAUGUUUAAAAACUCAUUUUGACAGCACCCAUUCACUGAUAGAAUGAUACAUUUCUCCAAAUCUGUUCCAAUAAAUAAACAAACUCAUCUAUGUGCUGGAUGGCCAGAGGGGGAGUAUAUUUUCAUGUUUUGGAUGAACCUUUAAUUAUAUCCUAAUACUCUAUAUUUACUCAAGAUCCACGUAAAACUUAAAUGACAAAAAUGUGAUAUUUUGUAAUGAAGCUUUUGUUAGAUUUUGGACCUGAUGCAGGAGAAUAAUAAUAAUAAAACUUUUAAGUGGCUAUAGUUAUGGAUGAUAAUGAUAAUCUCAAAAUGAGUAUUGUAUAAUGAAUCAAUUUUGUUGACUGAUAUCCACCACAUUCAGUUCAGCUUCCUGCCUCUGCUCUCAUGCUUACCUUUAGUGCCAUCAGGAAUCUUUACAGUGGUUUCAAGCAGGCCAAUGUAAACCACCUAAAUAAGCUUCACUUCAAAUUUGCUCACGACGGCUCUUAAACGAGCCGUUGAUUUUUGCCUUAGGUGUCUAUGUUCAGUUAAUAUUCCAAACGGAGUACUGAAUGAUCUGUUAAUGAUAAUCAUGUAAUGUAAUUAACCGUGCAAUCUCUUUAUCCUACACAUGCACAUUUUACCUUCCAUUUUUGAUUAGUUCGUUUUGCUUUUGUGUGCGUUUGUAAGCUGUUAUUUCAGUCACGACGGGGUAAUGCUUCCAUUCGGUGAUGGGGAUUAGUCUCAGAUGUAUCGUUCCUAAAUGUGUAGAAAAGAAAUUCCCAUUGAAAUGUCUUUUAUGUAGGGCAUUUUAUUUUGAUGCAGUUCUUUAAAGCAGAAAUGUCAUUUUUGAUCUAAUAUUUCUUUCUCUUGGCCCGUAGUAAUGCACAGAGACAAAAUACACAGUUCAUAUAAUAAUUCCGUCUCUGGCACGAUCAAAACGCUCCUGUCUGUUGGAGAAUCCCAACCAAUUGCAUGAGUCGGGGGGCGGGGUUAUGACAGUAAAGCCCAAAUAGGAAGCACUGUUUUACCUUUGACGGCUCCAUCAACCAUACUUGUUUCUAUUUUUAGGAGGAUCUUUAUGGUCCCUUUUGCAAAGCUGUGAAGUUAAACUCCUCUUUUGUUAUUCCCAUAUGUGUGCAUGUUCUACUGUAUCCAUGGUUUUACAAGAGGAAGAGCACUCACUUUAGUUGACAAUAAAAUUAUGAGUUGACAUAUGGCCAUUAAAAUGUACUUUUCAUUCUCUAUGAAAACUCGCCAGGAUUUUUUGUUUUUGAAGCUUGUAUAUUUGAAGAUUACACUGCCCGUGUUUUCUCCCUUGCGGUCACAUGUUUGAUUCAGUUAUUCUAUAUAUAGUGAUAAUAAAAUAAUUCAAUUUGAAAAAUGAUUCGAUUUGGAAUGAAUUAAAAGUAGUUUUGGUGUGUCAUGGUUUAACCAAACAUCCUGUGUAUUUUUUCAAUUUAGAGACUUUAGGACACAAGAAUUUAGGUUGACACGACUGGUCAAGCUUAUAGAAUUGACACAUUAUUUAAUCUAAUUCACAUAAGGGGAUGAAGUUUAAUUUAUCCUUUUUUAAUUAACAAUAGCCCAUCGCAAUUAUGUGUACAAAGUACCAUUAUUUCUUAAAAUAACUUUAAAAAUCCCCCCACCUCUGAUAAAGCAUUUGGCUUAAACAGUUUAGUCGAUGAAGCACUGACUAACUGCAAGCUUAAAGGAAUAGUUAAAAUGAAAAUUUGCUAUAAAUGUACUCAUCCUCGGGCCAUCCAUGUAGAUGUGUUUGUUUAUUGGAACAGAUUUGGAGAAAUUUCAUCAGUUGCUUAUCAAUGAAUACUCCGCAAUGGGUGCCGUCAGAAUGAUGAUUGAAUCACAACAAUAAUCCACACGACUCCAGUCCCUCAGUUAACGUCUUGUGACAUUUUAUAAAAAUCAAAUCUGAGAUCUUUAUAAUAAAUCUUCCUCUAGUGAAAAAGUGCAUCCCCUGUUGUCCUCUCACAUCAAAAUGUACACAAUGUACUUUUUUCAGGAUUCUGACAAACCCAUUCACUGCAGAGUAUCCAUCGGCGCACGAGUCAUGUAAUGCUGCAUUUCUCCAAAUGUAUUUAAAUGAAUGGCCAGAGUGUGAGUACAUUUUAAGAACAUUUCUGAGUGAACUACUUCUUUAAGUUGCAUGCCAUAAAAUGCAAACCUGUCAGAUACUGGAUGCCGUGUUGUUAAGAGUUUAUGAUGUACAGAUCUGUCGCUCAAAACAGUCUGGUGUUGUAUCAUCUAGAACUAUUAAAAUAUACACUGCCAUUUGUAUGAAA